UUCAUCUUUCAUUCACUAUAUAGAGUACGUUGGGGAUUUAGAACCAAAAACUGAUCUGAGUUUCAUAUCUUCAAGUUCAGUCAGAAGAAGAAAGGUUUUCAAUCGAUGGGAAGAACAAUCUAGUUUGGAGGCCGUUAAGCCAUGGAUGGUUUGGGGCUACUAUAUAUCUCCUAUAAUGUAUGGCCAAAAUGCCAUAACAAUUAAUGAAUUCUUAGACGAAAGAUGGAGUGAACCAAAUACAGACACAAGAAUUGAUGCACCAACAGUAGGAAUAGUACUUCUCAAAGCUAGAGGCUUGUAUACUGAACAUUAUUGGUAUUGGAUAUGCAUUGGAGCCUUGGUUGGGUUUUCUAUUCUCUUUAACAUUCUCUUCCUUCUCGCAUUAACUUAUUUGAAUCCCUUUAGUGAUUCGAAAGCAGUCAUUGAGGAUGAAGACCACAAGAAGAAUAAAAGUUCGACCUCUAGAAAACAUCCCCUUGAAGGUACUGCCAUGGCAGUAAGAAAUUCAUCAGAUAUUAUGAGUUCAUCGAACCAUGAACAGAAAAGAGGAAUGGUUCUACCAUUUCAACCUCUUUCAAUGACAUUCAAUCAUAUAAACUACUAUGUCGACAUGCCAGCAGAAAUGCAGAGUCAAGGAGUCAACAAGGAUAAACUUCAACUAUUGCUCAAAAUUAAAGCUCUAUCUCUCAAGUUUUUCACAUCAACCUGUUUCCCCCACUCUUCAUCCAACUAAAUCUCAUAUCAUAGCUUGUAGAAAUAUAAUGAAAGUAUUUGUGCAACCUCAUUACCUUGAAAACUUUGUUCAGGCAUCAUUCAAUGCAUUAACUGAAGAAAAAGUUAGAGUUACUCAACCAAGUCUGGCCACAGUUUCACAUCUAAGCAAAAAGCCUUUCAAGAAAAAUGAAAAAGGGCUAAAACCAUGCUGGAAUCCUCCUUCUGCACUCAGUCACUUCAUUGGGUUCAACACUUGCUAUUAAGGAUAUGAUUUAUUUUAUUUUAUGUGAAAAUUUAAAUAUAGAAAAUAAUAAUAUGGAGUUGGAUAUAUACUAAGAUGUUAAGGAUAUGAUUUAUUUUGUAAUUAGUUUUUAUUGAUAUAAUAUGAAAUCAAUCUUUUUACUAUUUGAAUUUAUUUAAUAGAAAAUGGUAUAAUAGUUUAAUUUUAGUUAUUUAGCUUUGUCAUGGUUCAAAAUGUAAUG
Messenger RNA from Vicia villosa (hairy vetch), 1196 nucleotides. Its product is annotated as ABC transporter G family member 39-like. The coding region runs from base 146 to 733 and encodes 195 amino acids. The transcript has 11 exons. NCBI's taxonomy places the organism in Eukaryota, Viridiplantae, Streptophyta, Magnoliopsida, Fabales, Fabaceae. The record is from RefSeq and is a predicted model, not a curated record.